This is a messenger RNA of Charadrius vociferus (killdeer), 1489 nucleotides long. RefSeq names its product malonyl-CoA decarboxylase (gene MLYCD). NCBI's taxonomy places the organism in Eukaryota, Metazoa, Chordata, Aves, Charadriiformes, Charadriidae. Gene Ontology annotation, cellular component: mitochondrial matrix; peroxisomal matrix. Bases 1 to 1395 code for a protein of 464 amino acids. The transcript has 6 exons. Gene Ontology annotation, molecular function: malonyl-CoA decarboxylase activity. Gene Ontology annotation, biological process: positive regulation of fatty acid oxidation; acetyl-CoA biosynthetic process; malonyl-CoA catabolic process. The record is from RefSeq and is a predicted model, not a curated record.
AUGGAUUAUGAACGCAAUAUGACAGGUCAUUUUUCAAAACGGGAAAUUGUAAUAAAAGCUCGCGUGGUGGAUGCUGCGUUUUCCAGUUUGCCAUUCAAAGCUGGUGUAGCUUUGAGCAGCCCUGCUGUCAUUCACAGGCACAGCAGCCCCGUGCUGCGGCACCACAAGGGACUGCUCUGCCCGCAUGUGUGUCUGCUCUCCUCUGCCUCCCGCCUGCCUGCAAGCGGGGAAACAGUCUGGUUUGAUAGGUGCCAUCUAGGAGGAGGUGAAAUAGAUGGCAAACGCACCCUAUUGAACUUGCUGCUUCCUGCGUUCUUUCCUGUCCCAGCCCAAGCAGCUCGUAAGAGGACAGCAAAGCUACUGUGCGUAAGUGAGCACAAGGUAUGGAAUUACACAGAACGAGUCUACGGGUCCGGCAUUUAUGGGGAAAAGGAAGGACAGGAAAUGAAUGGAGUUCUAAAGAACAUGCUUUCAGAGUGGUUCUCGACAGGAUUCCUAAACUUGGAACGGGUCACCUGGCAAUCACCUUGUGAAGUACUCCAGAAAAUUAGUGAUUCUGAAGCUGUGCAUCCUGUUAGAAACUGGGUUGAUAUGAAGCGUCGAGUUGGGUCAUAUAGAAGAUGCUACUUUUUUUCUCACUGUGCAAUCCCAGGAGAACCGUUGAUAGUCUUGCAUGUUGCACUAACCAGUGAUAUCUCCAGCAGCAUCCAGGCCAUAGUGAAAGAAGCACCACCUUUAGAAACAGAAGAUACAGACAAAAUUACAACAGCGAUUUUCUACUCAAUCAGUUUGACUCAGCAGGGACUGCAAGGUGUGGAACUUGGGACUUACCUUAUCAAGCGGGUUGUAAAAGAGUUGCAGAAAGAACUUCCUCAGAUAAAAGCUUUUUCUACUCUUUCACCUAUCCCGGGAUUCACAAAAUGGCUUGUUGGUCUCCUCUCCUCACAAACUAAAGAACUGGAAACAAAUGAACUUUUUACAAAAUCAGAGUGGCAAGAAAUCUCUGAGAUCACGGGAGACUCUACUACUGAAACUCUAAAGAAACUCUUAAAUAACAAUGAGUGGGUGAGAUCAGAAAAAUUAGUUAAAGUGCUCCAUUCACCAUUUAUGAGACUCUGUGCCUGGUAUUUGUAUGGAGAGAAACAUCGUGGCUAUGCUCUUAAUCCAGUGGCAAAUUUUCAUCUUCAGAAUGGCUCUGUGAUGUGGCGGAUAAACUGGAUGGCAGACACAAGCCCUCGGGGCAUUGCUGCUUCUUGUGGCAUGAUGGUAAACUACCGGUAUUACUUAGAGGAUACAGCCAGUAAUAGUGCAGCAUACCUGGGGACUAAACAAAUUAAAGCCUCGGAGCAGGUUCUUUCCUUGGUGUCUCAGUUCCAGCAAAAUAGCAAGCUUUAAUUAAAUGUUAGGAAAACUAGGAACAAGUGUUCCUCACCUAUAAAGAGCUGUAAUAUUUUGCAGCGUCUGUAUUUAAAUGAGGAUGUCCAUUAUA